Messenger RNA from Etheostoma cragini (Arkansas darter), 2556 nucleotides. RefSeq names its product zinc finger BED domain-containing protein 1-like. Gene Ontology annotation, molecular function: DNA binding; protein dimerization activity. The coding region runs from base 164 to 2209 and encodes 681 amino acids. The transcript has 2 exons. Lineage: Eukaryota; Metazoa; Chordata; Actinopteri; Perciformes; Percidae. The record is from RefSeq and is a predicted model, not a curated record.
UAUCGGACGGAAACAACAGAAGAAUGUUGCUGUUGUCAGUGCUGGUGUCUUUGCUCUAGCUGUAUUUCUCCAGAAUGAAAGUUCUUCUCUAUCAGACCUUCAACAGACCUUGUACGCUCUCAGGUGCUCAGUAAGUGAGGGCAUUGCUUGCAGAAAGGAACCAAUGGAGGGUAAAAGUUCAGGACCUUCAUGCUCUGGACCCAAUCUGGUCGCACACCCACGGGCGAAAAGCAAAGUCUGGAAAUACUUUGGCUUUGACACAGACGCAUAUGGCUGCAUAUUGCACUGGAAACGGAUUUACUGCCGUGUAUGCAUGAGUCAAAUCGCCUACUCUGGAAACACCUCCAAUCUGUCUUACCACCUUGAGAAGAACCACCCCGUAGAGUUCAGCGAGUUCGUGAAGAGCAACACGGAUCAGAUGCGAGAGGCGUUCGCGUCAGCGUUCUCCAGGAUAAAGACCGAGCCCACGGGUCCGCACGUUCAGCAGCAAUCCCAAGACCCCAACGUAAGGCAGAGCUCGGGCAAUGAAAACCGACGACACAAUGAUCUGACAACCGCUGUCGUCAACUUCAUCUGUGAGGGGUUGUACCCCGCGUCGGUCGUUGAAGAGCCUACUUUCAAGACGUUAAUGAGUACCGUCGACCCUGGGUACUCUCCACCGAGCAAAAGCGAGAUGGCAGUUAAAAUGCUUCCUCAGAUGUACUGCCGUGCCCGGGACAUGGUCUUUAGUGAACUUGCUGGGGUUGUGAACUGUGGCGUUACUACAGAUCUUUGGCAAAGCCAAACCCAGAACAGGUCGUACAUUUCGCUCUCUGUGCAUUCUGUGAAUUACAACAGUACAAGUGGCUUCUCCAUGACCAACAAGUGUCUUAAAACCUUCGAAGUACAAGAGGACAACACGGCGGAGAACAUCACCAGAGCAAUGUAUGAAGCAUUUGUCGAAUGGGGAAUAACCCACAAGGUCAGCGGUGCCACCACAAACGGUUCAGUGGACAUCAUGAAAGCAUGCUCCCUCCUGGAGCUGUCGGUGGAAAUGCCUUGCCUCGGACAUACCGUCAAUCGCGCGAUAGCUGAAGCCUUCCAGCUGCCGCGCGUCGACAGCUUUUUGGGAUGUUGCCGCAAACUCAUCGAUCAUUUCCGAGAACCGGCAAUGUAUCUGCUAAGGGAUAAACAGAAGCAGCACGGCCUCCCUCAGUGUGCGCUCGUCACAGACCGAGGUAGAUCUUGGUUGGCCACGUUGGCAAUGUUACAGCGACUGAAAGAGCAACAGGUUGUUGUAACUGCAACGCUGGUAGAGAGUUCAAGCGCUCAUCGCUUCAGCUUCGAUGGCCCUGACUGGGCCUUGUUGGAGGGCUUGAUUUGCGUCCUCCAGCCUUUAAAAGUUGUGGCAAACAUGAUCACCUCUUGCAGGUACCCAACCAUUAGCAUGGUUAGGCCCGUGCUUCAUAUGCUGCUGAAUACCACUCUUAAAGUCAAGGAAGGGGACCUCAAAGAGAUCAGCAUGACGAAAGAGGUCAUCUCAAAGGUCCUGUCGAGCACCUAUUCGCAGAACACACAGCUAUCGCAAGAAAUUUCCACGUUCCUCAACAUUGCGACCUUCUUGGAUCCUCGGUACAAGAAGUUGCCUUUCCUGUCCACUCAGGAACGCUCCAAAAUUGAGAGUAACAUCAUUGAUGAGGCAAAAGCAGUCAUUGAGAAGCAGAUUGCCGAGCGACCUUGCCUAGGCGAAUUCUCCUUGACAUCAGACGAGCCACCUUGCAAAAAGCAGACGCCCCUACGAGAGGCUUCAGCCGGCAGUGCCACCCAAGACAACCCUUUGGCUGCCAUAUUUCGUCAGUCCGAUGCAGACCAGAGCCAGGAGGAGCUGCAUGCCCAGGUCGUAGAGGAGCUGAGCAACUACAAAUCCCAAAGAGUCCUAGGUCUGAAUGAAGACCCUCUGCUGUGGUGGUCGAGUCAUGCACCCUUGUUCCCCACCCUCCCCAAGGUGCUCCAGAAGUACUGGUGUGUUCCUGCCACUAGUGUCCCUCCUCACAGGCUGUUCAGUUCCUCCGGGACGGUCCUGUCUGGGAAAAGGAACCGUUUAGUCCCAGCUUUGGUAGAUCAGCAGGUCUUCUUGUAUGAGAACUCGCAGAGCUACUGUGAGCCUGAACUCUGUGAGAAUGAUUUGGACAAUGAAGGAAGCGGUAAUCUGGGCAGGCAACUUGAGUGACUGGGCUGAAAAGUAUUUUGUGAACUUUACUCCAUGCAUGAGAUACAUUAAGAAAUAAGAUCAAGCUGUGUCAGUCGGUAAUGGACCCUUAAUACCUUAACUAGGGCUAGGUAUUGUUUUGUUUUUUUAAAGAUUUCUUUUGGGGAUUUUAAGCCUUUAUUUGUAUAGAAUAGCUUCUACUUGAAAGGGGAAAGAGAGGGGGAAACGACAUGCAGCAAAGGUAUAUGUGCGCCUGCUCUACCAGGUGAUCUAACCGGGCGCCCAGUGCGUAUUGUUUGGAUAGUUAAAUCUUUAUUUGAAUGGUGUCACUCUGCAUUGCACCAGACUUCACAUAAGCGUAGAGUUAG